Molecule: messenger RNA, 968 nt
Organism: Capsella rubella
Lineage: Eukaryota; Viridiplantae; Streptophyta; Magnoliopsida; Brassicales; Brassicaceae
Product: endochitinase CHI
Exons: 2
Coding region: 4-843 (279 amino acids)
Biological process (GO): cell wall macromolecule catabolic process; chitin catabolic process; carbohydrate metabolic process
Molecular function (GO): chitin binding; chitinase activity
Source: RefSeq, a predicted model, not a curated record
AAGAUGGCGAAUUACGCCAAAUCCACCACAAGAAAAGACACGAUCACCCUUUUUCUCCCAACUCUCCUUGUCUUGAUCCUGACCGUUUCCAAACCUGUGACCUCCCAAAACUGUGGCUGUGCCUCUGACUUCUGCUGCAGCCAAUGGGGUUACUGCGGUCAGACGGAUGAUUACUGCGGCGAUGGCUGCCGUGAGGGCCCAUGUCGAGGUGGUGUUGACGCCAGCGGCGGAGAUGUUGAUUCGCUUGAAGGAACGGUGACACCUGAGUUCUUUAACUCUAUAAUAAACCAAGCAAGAGAUGAUUGUGCAGGUAAAGGAUUCUACUCUCACAACGCCUUCAUCGCCGCAGCUAAUUCGUACCAGAGCUUCGGUGCUUCAAUCUCCAAACGCGAAAUCGCUGCCUUCUUCGCUCACGUCACCCAUGAAUCCGAAUUCAUGUGCUACAUUGAGGAGAUUGAUGGACCAGCCAAGGCCGAGAACUACUGCGACAAAGACAACACAGACUUCCCUUGUGCACAAGGAAAGGGCUAUUAUGGCCGUGGUCCGAUCCAGCUCUCUUGGAACUACAACUACGGUCUCUGUGGCAGAGAGCUGAACGAAAACUUAUUGACAUCACCCGAGAAAGUGGCUCAAGAUCCAGUUCUUGCUUUCAAGACAGCUUUCUGGUUUUGGAACACUAAUGUUCGCCAGAAUUUCAAUCAGGGAUUUGGGGCGACGAUCAGGGCUAUAAAUGGUAUGGAGUGUAGCGGAGGAGAUUCUGCAACUGUUGCCAAAAGGAUUAAGUAUUACCGAGACUAUUGUGGCAAGCUUGGGGUUGAACCUGGAGAUAACCUCUCUUGUUAAAGAUGUAUUCUCUAUCCAUCUUAAACGAAAACGUUUGACCUAAAAGAAUAAGAUAUCAUGCAUAUCAGAGAUAAAUAUAUCAUAUAAUACUAAUGUUGUAUUAACAAUGUAACGAAAUGAAAGAU